Messenger RNA from Dracunculus medinensis (Guinea worm), 429 nucleotides. Lineage: Eukaryota; Metazoa; Nematoda; Chromadorea; Rhabditida; Dracunculidae. The record is from the annotation of a GenBank genome assembly.
AUGAUUUUAAGCCACUGGAUCUAUUUGUAUCAGUAUUGCGCUCCAUUUUGGUAUGGUCAUCAUGUGUAUACUCAAGUUCAAAGGCAAGCUGAAAAAAAUGCACGAAAUAUAAGGGAACAAGUGAAAAAAGCGAUGGAAACAGAAAUAGAACAGAUUCGAGCAUUGAUUUCUGAUGCUAUUAUAUAUAGGCGAGCUUCAAAUGAUAUUCUUUCUCCCAUUGAAUCUAUUGAUGAUACUCCUCAGUUAAAAUCAACAACAAGGCGACGGAAAUUGACAAAAGAGGAUAGCGAGAAGGCGAUAAAUCGCCACUUAAAGGCAUUAGAAAAGUUAAAAAAAGAUAAUGAAGCAAGAAAGAAAAAGCGGGAAAGUUUACUUCGAAGAAAAAAAGAAGCGGUUAAGGAAGCAAAUAUUCGAUCAAAACAUUUAUGA